Molecule: messenger RNA, 651 nt
Organism: Rotaria sp. Silwood1
Lineage: Eukaryota; Metazoa; Rotifera; Eurotatoria; Philodinida; Philodinidae
Source: the annotation of a GenBank genome assembly
AUGUCAAUUAAAACUUUUCAUUGGUUUUUACUCAUUUUAUUUUUCAUUCUUAAUGGUUGUAUUCAAGGAGAAAACUCAAUCGAUAUAAACACCAUAUCAACAACUGUAUCAGUAAAUUCAGAUAUAUUAUGUCCUGGAGGUCAUAUUAAUCCUCCUAAUUGUACACAAUGUUCAUCAAAAUAUGAAAGUAAAGAUGAAAAAUGUGUUCAGAUAAAAAAUGAAUUACAACCAUCACGUAAUACACGCCGUCGUACAUGGUUAAUUAUUCUUAUUUGUCUAUUAUCGGUAUUUGGAAUUCUUGCUAUGCCUAUUGUUUAUAUUCGUUUAAAAAAACAACAUAAUCAUCGUUUAACAUCAAAUCAAGAAAAUAAUCCAAAUUUAUCAACUAAUAAUACAAAUAGUAGUAAUCGUUUUAAUAAUAUAUUACGAUUAAUUGGUUUAAAUAAUCCUAAUAAACGUGGACGAUUUAAUUUCUUUUCAAUUUCAAAUAAUAAUCAAACAUCUGGACAAUAUCGACAACCAGAUACAUCACGUCGAGAUUUAAAUGAAAAUCUUGAUGAAGCUUUAUUAUUCGAUGAUCCAUAUGCUGAUAAUGGACUUCAAAAUUCAUCAGCUAGUCCAUAUAAAACAUUGACACUAGCUAUUACAUAA